Molecule: messenger RNA, 705 nt
Organism: Hibiscus syriacus
Lineage: Eukaryota; Viridiplantae; Streptophyta; Magnoliopsida; Malvales; Malvaceae
Exons: 3
Coding region: 50-514 (154 amino acids)
Source: RefSeq, a predicted model, not a curated record
UAUGGUCUUCACGUAAAACCUAGAAUUAAAGCUAAUAUUCAACUUACUAAUGAGAUUAUUUCUACAGGAGAAGGAAGCUCAACAGUCAGUUUCAAGUUGUGAGUCUUCUGCUGUUGAUACUCUUAAGCCAAUGGAUGGUGAACAUGACAAUCCAUGUUGUGAAAGGCCCUCUGCAAAAGACAUACACCAAGAUGAUGUUUGUUCUGGUGUUUCAACUUCUAAUCCUGUUACGAAUGUUUCCCCGGGAUCGUGUCAGAGGUCAUUUGCUAAUCCGACCGCCAUAAUCCCUCCACAAAGUUCGGAAUUAAAUAAAAACUCAAACGAAUUUAAGCUCAAUCCCGGAGCAAAAAUUCUCUCCAUCUUUUGCUACUGCCAUAUCAGCAGCUCCUCCUAUAGUACCGACAGUCGCAAAUGUGCCGUACAUACCAGGCAACUCACCUAUGGUGGCUGUUGCUGGUUCUCAGCCAGAUGUUGGGAUGGGCACUUUUGUGCCCCGCUCCUCUACACCUUCUAAGUUUGUCUCUUACGGCAACAUAUCAGCUGCAACUGGUGUCAAUGGUUCUCAGUUUUCUCAACCCGUAUGUUUUUUAUAAGCUUUUGUAGUUCAUUAAUCUUAAUCUUAGAUUUUUUAUUUUAUGUUUCUCAUUUUAUCAUUCAAAGUUCUUCCUCGAAGGACUUGAAAAUUUACUUGGCCGCAUUUGAAAU